AUGCGUCUCUUAGAACUGCAACCAAAUGGGAAAAUCUGCCUAACCAGAUAUUUCCUCGAGAACGCGAUCCCUCAAUAUGCCAUUCUGUCGCACACAUGGGGAGAUGAGAGCGAAGAGGUCACCUUUCAAGACGUGGUCGAAGGUACUAACCAGGGCAAGGCUGGGUUUGAAAAAAUCAAAUUCUGCGGAAAACAAGCUGCUAGAGAUGGAUUGCAAUACUUUUGGGUUGACAGUUGUUGCAUCGACAAAUAUUCUAGCACCGAGGUUGCCGAAACUAUCAAUUCUAUGUUUCGGUGGUACCAGAACGCAGCCAAAUGCUACGUUUAUCUCACUGAUGUUUCCAGCCCGCUCUACGGCGACCACGAUAAGGUCACCCAGUUGCCUUGCGAAUCAGCUUUCCGGGCAAGCAGAUGGUUCAAACGGGGCUGGACACUCCAAGAGCUCCUUGCUCCGCGGUCGGUCGAAUUCUUCUCCAGAGAAGGUAAUCGAAUCGGUGACAAGACAAGUCUAGAAAUACAAGUUCACGAGGUGACUAGAGUUAAUGUUUUAGCGCUUCGAGGAGCUUCUUUAUCUCAAUUUGGUAUACAGGAGCGAUUGUCGUGGGUAUGUGAUCGCGAAACUACACGCGAAGAAGAUUCUGCUUACUGUCUUUUGGGUAUUUUCGAUGUCUGUACGAAGGCGGGCGGCAUUAAAAAUCGUCCAAUUUGCUAA
Hyaloscypha bicolor E is the source of this 711-nucleotide messenger RNA. Its product is annotated as HET-domain-containing protein. The record is from RefSeq and is a predicted model, not a curated record. The transcript has a single exon. The coding region runs from base 1 to 711 and encodes 236 amino acids. Lineage: Eukaryota; Fungi; Ascomycota; Leotiomycetes; Helotiales; Hyaloscyphaceae.